UAGUUGAUUAGUUAAAAUUAAUUUUGACCAAUUGGAGGUGGAGCUUUCUUUAUGGCCUGUGUACAUACAUUAAAAAAAAAUCUUUUAUUGCUUGAAUGGUUUUCCUAAUCACUCCUGUGAUUUCACUUUCUCAAUUUACAGUAAUUUCAUAUGCAUUUGACCCCUCAAAUGAUUACACAGUUGGUUCUGCUUCAUACAAUGGAGAGAAGGUGUCACCGGUUCAUUAUCACAAUUCUCUGGUUAGGCAGAACUAAUAAGGUUUGUCAUUUUAGGAAGAUGCAGAUGGGCCAGUUUAAUUCAACAAUAUGAAGUCCAUCUUUUGGUAAAUGGUAAAUAUCAUUUAAUUACGCAGAGUAUUGCUGAUGGGCAGCUGCCUGUCAGGUCCAGGGCUAAUACCUAAUUAUACUAUAUUCUAAAUAUGCACAUGUUGUAUACUUUUUGAAAUGAGGCUAUUAACUAAGGAAAUCAAUUUGGGAUGUGGUUUUUAGUAAGGUUUCACUUUGUUCCAUUAUAGCCUGUAGGGAAGAUAGGCAAAUUAGAUCCCACUUACUUUAUGAUGGAAGGCUUCCUUAGUUUAGAAGGCUACCAUUUUUUUAAAAAAAUGGGUCAUUAGGAUAUUUGUGAACUCAUUUGUCUUUGCUGUUUCUAUCUCCUUGAACAUUAACUCAGUCUAACCUAUGCCUAAAAGGAUUUUAGUGAAAAAUACAAAUUAUACUUCCUGCAAAGGGGAAACCAAACAUUUCUUCAAUGUUCAUAAAACAUUUCUUUCAAAGAGUAUUGCAGAUUUUAUUAUAAAAAUAAGUAAUUUUGUUUUUUAGUAAAAAUAAGUAAUUUUGUAGGUAAAUAUAGUAUAAUUUGAAUAUACAGUUUCAGAUGUCAUUUUUGGAGACUAAUGUUUUUAUUUACAUUUGUCAUGUUACUGCCCUUUGACUAAAUUCUUUCUAAAUUCCCUUAUGAUUAUUUGUAGAAAGGUAAAAGUUAACAUAAUUUAUGGCUAAAGCUUACAGUUAAAUCUAAUUGUGGAAAGCUUUCAGAUUCAAAGUUGUAAUUGUUGCUUGUUUACUGACUUUUUAUCUCUAUUACUUAAUUUGUUUCUAUUUCGGUUUUAUAGAUUUUCAGUGAUAGCAAAAUCUUUUAAGUUUGAAAUGCUUAAAAUAACAUUUUUGCUUGGAUUAAUUAGUCUUAUGAAUACUUUCUUUUUCUAAAUAAUUAGAAUAAUUAUUAUUAGAAUUGCUCCUUCUGAUCUUUUACAAUAAGGCUCUGUCAUUAUUUCCAUUGAGAAAAAAACUCAUCUUUUUUUAAUUUUUAAAUAUGUAGGUUGAAAUUUAGAACUCACCUGUUCUGUAUUAAAUGUAGGAGUUGCUGACUUUCAUUAGACGUUUAAGACAAAGACAUUUCAAAGAAAAUGAAUAUUUGUAUUUGUUUUGCUAGUUCACCUGUAUCUUAGAUUAUUUCUAUAACAUAUACAUAUAUGUAUUUAAAUGCUGUAGCUAGCUCUUAAGCAAAUAAAGUGAUUCACUUUUCCAUGUUUUUCACUUUAUUAAUUGCUGAUCCCUUUCCACAUAAAAACCACUGUAAUAAUCAUUGAUAAAAAUUUUUAUCUUUUAAGAAUCCAAAGUUUGUGACAAUAAUUUUUCUUUGUUUUCCAGAUUUAAAUAUAGCUUUUAUUAAUUUUAUGCUUGAUUAUAAUGGGUUUUAGAUUAGCACAGAAGCCUGUGACCCUUUUCUUUUAAUAUACAGUCUUAGUGAUAAAUACAUAUUCCUGCUGAUACAUGUUUUAAAUCAAAAACCCUUCACAUGACUAAACUGCAUAUUUGCGUGGUUUUAGUAAUCUAGUACUUUGGAAAAGUUGCUUUUCUCCGAAAAGGGACCUGACGAUAUUAUCUCUUACAUACAUUUUAAUAUGAAAAUACUUCAUUAUUUUGAAUACAAACAAUUGACAAGGUACACGUCCUUUGGGAACAACCUAGUUCAAGUGGCAAAUCUGUUUUGUCAAACAAUAGCCACCCUUCGGGAAAGAGCAAACCAUCUCUAUGGUAAUAGGACUAACAGUAGCCUAUUGAUUGAGUGGAAGAAGACGUUAUACAAUGUCAGCUGGCUUGUUACAUUUUCAUUUGUCGUAUGACCUGAACUUAACCUUUAAAACCUUCCUUCUGUGAAUAUAAACCCAACAGCAGGACGUGGUUUUUGUGCAGCCAUUACAGUGACGGCUUUUUUCCAGUCCUGGCACACAGUAAAUAUAUUCCUUUACAUUGACUCCUUCCCCAGAACUCGUUUAGGAGACAUUUCACUACUUUAUUCAUUUACCGACUGAUUCAUCAUUGCAUUUGGUUAUUGAAUAUCGAAGGGUUUUGAUCCAGGAAACAGUUGUAUUUUCUUUCCCCCAUCACUUAAGAGAACAUUACUGUACAUGUAGGAUUAGUGCUGACUGGUGUGCAGGAAAUUAAUUCUUUUAACAGGUUUAGGUUUUUUUCAGGUAAUUGUUCACAUAGCAUUCACUAUAUUUAGCUCUUGGGGUGGACAUAAAGACCUUCUGUACCUUUUCAACAAAGGUUGUAUUUCACAAGGAAAUUUCUGUUUAAAUAUGUUGAUGUAAAAAGCUCCAUUUUUUUCAGUAAACAUGACUUAGAUUGAAAGAACAAUUUAUUCGUUGUUUCCAAUUACUAUGUAAUUUUUGCUUUUCUUGCAUCUUUCUUUUGCUUUUAAAAGCCUUUAAGAUGUCAUUAACACUGCAUUUUUUGUCAAUCUUUCCUAAUGGUUGGCAAGAACUCUUUUCUUUGCCCUGAUGUAGAAAGCAUAUGAGUAAAACAGCACAUUGAAAGCUGUAUGUGUCACUGUAGUUUACUGAAUUAAAAAUAGUAAGACUGUGGCAGUUGUUUCUGUAUGUAUUUAUUGAUGUAUUGUUCCCUUUGGGGGUAUUUUAACGAAUGCAUUAUGUUAAGGGAGUUAUAAUCUAAUACAUUUCAUUUAUAGGAAAUAGUAUUCAUUUUAUUAAUGUGUACAUCUGUGCGCAUUUAAGACCAUGCUACAGUUAGUGAUUUAGAGGAACUAGGAUUUUCUCUUUUAAAGCCAAUGAAGUCAAUGAUUUUUAAGUUUGAUAGUAUGAUAUUUAAAGUGUUGUAUUUGAAAUUCACAAAUCCCAUUAAUAUAAAAAUUUAAGUUACGGGUAGCGUAAAUCACUAAUAUGGACAUCAUUUAGCUUUGCUUAGUACUUGAAUUUCAAACUCAUUUUCUAAGAAAACAUCAAACUAGGUCCUCCAUACUCAGUAAGGAAGGAGACCUGAGAUUACUCUCAGUAACAUCAACAUAACUUUAUUUCAUAUGUUCUGGAAUCCCUGAAAGAAUGGAGUCCAAUGAUAGCGUUGGAUGUAAAUUCUUUACCUGAGAGAAGAUUUAAAUUGCUUAUGAUCUCAGGUGAGGAUAUAUCUUCUGUCACGUCAUUUGAUAGUUACAGGGCAGGGAAUAUAUUCUCAACAGACUUGAGAGUCAGCAUACCUUUUUCAAACUAUUAUGGGCCGAAUGGACACAGAGAAGGAUUUCUUCAGCAGUAUUUGUUGCACACUUAUGUGAGUUGAAAGUAAAAUUCUUUUUGUAUUUACAAUCAACAUUCAGUGCUUAUUUUAAAGAAAGUAAGACAAAGUCACAAACUAUUAAAGUUUGUUAAUUAUUUUUUCUCAAAAGCACUGUUUAGGGAAACUUGCAUAAAGAAACUUUCUAAUACCAUGAACAUCCUACAAUAAGAAAUCCGAUCUCCUAAUGUCAGUAGCUUAGCUUCCCAGUUUGACCAUCUCCAGGUACACUGAAGAGAAAAAUAUAUGGGUGUUGAUCUUGUGAAUGGGAGCCAGAAGGCUUUCUGGCUCAUAUGCUGGAGGAAUCCUUGCUGCGGGGGUGUUUUCAUUUUCUCGUCUAACAUGGCAGUGGUCCAUUGCAGCAGAGGUUUUUAGCUUAAACAAUCUGUUUGUGGGGCUGCUUAUGGCUCUUACUGUACAUUUUGAGGAGGCAGCAACUUCACAAGAAAGAUCAAAGAUAGCUAAAAUUGGUGCUUUCUGCUGUGGCCUCAGCCUAUGUAAUCAGCACACAAUUGUACUCUAUGUUUUGUGCAUAAUACCAUGGAUUCUCUUUCGACUUUUAAAAGAGAAGGAACUCUCCCUGGGCUCCUUGUUGAACUUGAGUCUGUUCUUCUCUGCUGGUUUGCUGCCCUAUAUUUACCUUCCCAUCUCAUCCUACCUCCAUCAAGCUCGUUGGACCUGGGGAGACCAGACAACAUUGCUAGGAUUUUUGACACAUUUUCUCAGGGAAGAAUAUGGAACGUUCAGUCUGGCCAAAUCUGAAAUAGGAUCCAGUAUGUCUGAAAUAUUGCUAUCUCAACUGACAAAUAUGAGGACCCAGCUCUCAUUCAACAUUCAAGCCCUUGCAGUUUGGGCAAACAUAUGUUUAGCAAGAAAGGACAGACAGAACCCACCAUUAGCAUGGCUUUUUACUGGAAUGUUUUGCAUUUAUUCAUUGUUCUUUGCUUGGAGGGCAAAUCUAGAUAUUUCAAAACCACUUUUCAUGGGUGUGGUGGAACGAUUUUGGAUGCAGAGCAAUGCAGUGGUGGCUGUCCUCGCUGGCAUCGGUUUGGCUGCACUUGUUUCUGAGAGUAACCGGGUGCUGAACACCAAUGGGCUCCAGUUUCUGGAAUGGCUUUCAGCAACUCUUUUUGUAACUUACCAAAUAUAUUCUAAUUAUAGCAUUUGUGACCAAAGGACCAACUAUGUGAUCGAUAAGUUUGCAAAGAACCUUCUAGCCUCUAUGCCUCAGGAUGCGAUUAUCUUACUCAGAGGAGAUCUGCCAGGGAAUUCUCUCCGAUACCUGCAUUAUUGUGAGGGACUGAGGCCAGAUAUUUCUUUAGUGGAUCAGGAAAUGAUGACUUAUGAGUGGUAUUUACCCAAGAUGGCCAAACAUUUACCAGGUGUCAAGUUUCCUGGGAACCGGUGGAAUCCUGUGGAAGGAAUAUUACCUAGUGGAAUGGUCACAUUUAAUCUUUAUCAUUUUCUUAAAAUAAAUAAACAAAAAGAAACAUUUGUUUGCAUAGGAAUUCAUGAAGGUGACCCAACCUGGAAAAAGAACUAUUCGCUCUGGCCAUGGGGUUCUUGUGACAAAUUAGUUUCUUCGGAGAUUGCAUUCAACCCUGAGGAGUGGAUUAAACUUACGAGAAAUAUCUAUAACUGGACUGAAGAAUAUGGAAGGUUUGAUCCAUCUUCUUGGGAAUCUGUGGCCAAUGAAGAGAUGUGGCAAGCAAGGAUGAAAACUCCGUUCUUCAUCUUUAACCUGGCAGAAACCACAAGUUUGCCUUCAGAUGUGAAAGCUCAGCUCUACACUCACGCAUAUAACCUUUAUAAGGAGAUUGUCUAUUUACGAAAGGAGCACCCAGUGAACUGGCACAAGAACUAUGCCAUCGCCUGUGAGCGGAUGCUGCGCCUUCAGGAAAGCGGUGCAGACCCUGAAGUCUUGUUAUCUGAAACCAUCAGACAUUUCCGUCUCUACACCCAGAAAGCACGGAAUGAUCCACAGCUGGCUGAUAUUUCAGCCGCGCUAAAGCACCUAAGAAAAGAACUGCAAAGUCUGAGAAAUAGGAAAAAUGUCUGACAUAGCAAACUGUGAAAAACCUGUUCGGUGUUCAGCUUCCAAAAUUCUGAAGUCCAGAACUUUUUCCUCCAAGAAAAGAAAUGGUAUAAAAAAUGGAAGACUCAUCUGUCUCCCAUGUAACACGGUGCAGCAGUACUGUUUCACGGGGGUCUUAACGACGGACGUGCUAUUUAUGCAAAUUCUGUUUAGCCCAUGUUACUGAAUUAGCAUUUCAGUGAGAAUAUUGUGAAAAAUCUUCCUGCUUUCACAAUCUCUAGCCAAAUGACUUGCUUGACUAGAUUCUAGAAGAGAAUGAACUAUUUUUAUAUACUUAAAAUAUUGACAUGAAUCUUAAGGGCCCUGCUUAUUGGAAUUGGUAUUGAAGUUAAAUUCUUAAAAUACUAAUACCAGAGCAAAGACAUUCGCUGUUUCCCAGAAGUGAAAUCAUUUUUUUUUAAGAAUGAAUCUUGUUACACUUCAAGUUAGAAUACCUUUUUUUUUUUUUUUUAAGUAACUGUGGUUGUUACAUAAUCUCACACUUCAAGCUAAAAACCAACUGGGUGAUCUUUUGAAAGAAGUUGGGGUUUUGUCUUAAAUCAUCCUUCGAAAUCACUAAAAAAUUCAGCUAAUUGUUUGCUUUUUUCAGUUGCUUAAACUGAUUGGCAAGUAAAAAGGAUUUUGUCGUUCCUUAAUUAAUUUUAUAUUCAUGUUUUACUUCUAUUUGGGCUCAUAAAUCUGGGCCCAAUAAUUAGUAGGCUCCUGCUACUAAUGCCAAAAAAAAAAAAAAAAAAAGCGGGAGUCAGGGGUAGGGAAGUGGUUCAAUAAAUUCAUUUCUGUUACAAGCAUCUUUUAUACAUAUUACUAAAGAGAACAUAGUAAGAAAUGCAAAUAAUAGUUCUUUAUUUUAUUAUGACAGUUAAUUAAUAGCAACCUGUUUUAAUGAAUAAAGUCACUCAGAGUCCUUCAGCACUUCCUAAGUAGAGGCCCGAAUCCGUAGGGAUUCUUUUCCCCCCAAUUGUAUAGCUCCUAGACUCCAAGCACUAUAUAGGCCCCUGUAUAGAAAUGCUCACUAAUGAAGAGGGAGGGCUAGAAGCUUGUCUGCAUUCAAAGAUCACUGGUGAGUCAUUCAGCAAGAAAAGGCCCCUUACCAGGAAUAGUCACAGUUCCGUGGCAUUGUACUAGCGAAAGCGUCUGAUCAAAGGUCUCCUGUGGAGCUUGCAUGGUUCCCUUUCAUACUACGACCAUAAUUAAAACCACUAAUUCUCUUUUAAAAUGCUGCAGGAUGCCAUGUAGGCAUCUGUCUGGAGUGUCCUUUGUGAUGUCAUAAGCUGUUAAGGACCAGUGCCGAGGGCUUUUGAGUGAAAUGCCAGUCAUGAAGGUGCUUCAAGACAAGGGUGCCUCUAAAAGCUUGACAGGGCCUUGACUGCACAAUUCGAGCUGAAUUUGCCCCUUGUCAGCUGCCAGUAAAUAAAUCUCAAAGGGGGAAAAGCUGAAGUUUCAUUACCUGAUCCAUGGGGCUUUGUUGGUUUUGGCAUCACACAGGGGAAGCUCUUGCCCCUCCAUUCUCUGGAUUUGAAGAUGUCCAUUGGAGCCUGCAGUGCCUGGACAGGGUUCAGAGCGGAACCUUUUGAAGAGUGUCAAUAGUUGUAACAGUUCAGCUGUUAGGAAGACAAAUAAAUGGAGGAGCUCAUUAAUCCGCUUUUGGCUCUCGGUGCCUUUUGCCCUUUUAUCACAGCCUUAUUAGGCUCCUACUCAUCUUGAACCAGAAAAAAAUGAAUUGAAGUUGUUGAGUACUAAUUGGCAAAGACUUUUAAUCAUGGGCCAAGAACUUUCACUGACUUGAAAGUAACUUCUCCACAGGGAAGAACCAAAAACCUGGUUUACCUUAAAACAAAAACCUGUUGGAGUUCAGUGUGGUGUAAAAAUUUAAGGAAGCAUCAAUAAAUUGUCUAAGUUGAUCCAUUUGAAAGAAUUGUGUAAGAUUAUGAUUUCCACUUUUCUUUUAAACAGCUACAAUAAAAUUCAAAUAUACAUUCCCCAGAAA
Messenger RNA from Sus scrofa (pig), 7651 nucleotides. NCBI's taxonomy places the organism in Eukaryota, Metazoa, Chordata, Mammalia, Artiodactyla, Suidae. The record is from RefSeq and is a predicted model, not a curated record.